AUGACCUUUGAUCCCGAGCUCGACGCAAUCUGCGCCUACGUGCAGCGUGCAAUGACCGCGCACCAUCUUCCUGGUCUUGCUGUCGCCCUAGUUCGUGACGGCGACGUCGUUCUCGCCAAGGGGUUUGGCUCGCAAGAGUACGAGGAGCCGAAUAUGCCAAUUACGUCUUCGACGCUCUUUGAGAUUGGGUCAGUGUCCAAGGUCUUGAUAGCUUUGGGCAUCGGCGUGCUUGUCGACCGUGGUCUUGCGCACUGGAACGACCGCGUCCAGUUGCACCUGCCGUGGUUCACGCUACUCGACAAGGAUGUUGCGGCGCGGACGACGCUCGCUGACUUGCUGUCGAUGCACUCGGUGCUCGCCUCUCAAGGCGACAUUGCUUGGACCUUUGGCGUCUUUUCGACCGAGCGCGCGAUCGUCGAGGGUCUUGCGCACCUCGACACGACCAGUGACCAAGCUGGAUUUGUCUACUCGAACGCCAACUACGAAGUCCUCGGCCAAGUGCUCCAAGCGGUUGCACACGUGCCGUGGUUUACGUUCCUGCGUGACGCGGUGUGGACACCGCUCGGCAUGCGUGACACCGUCGGACGCAUCGGCGACGCCACGACAGACGUGGCGCGCGGGCACAUGACGUGUCAUGACCACGUGCUCGGUCCAUUCGACAUUGCAACCUCGCCCAUGACGGUGCUGCGCCCCGGUGACAACUGCGUGGCCGCCGGUUCGAUCCUCUCAACGGCCGCUGAUAUGGCUAAGCUGACGGGCUUUCUGCUCUCGGACGGCGCGGCGCUCUUUGCAUCGCCUGCAAUUCUGACGGCCAUCAUGACGGGGUGUGUGGAGAACACGCGCAUGACUCCGACAAGGACGCGCGUCUUGGGCUUUGCGCCGUCGACCGUGCAAGCAGGCUACGGCUUUACAACGAUUGGCGACUCAUUGGCGUUUGGCAAGGACUAUGUCGGCAAGAACGGGCUCACGAUUGGAUUUACGGCAGAGCUCGGCCUCGUGCGCUCGGCCCGCGCCGGAGUAUUCGUGGCAUCGAACGCUCGGACCAUGGGCGGGUCGGCGGCUGACAGCUCUUUCCUUUCGCGCUUGCAUCUGCGACUUCUCGGGUGGUGCUUCGGUGUCGCCGACGACGACCUGGCCAAGCACGACGCCGACGCGAUCGAGGCCGCAGCUGCCUUUCCAGAUACGCCAGGCGACGCGCACUACUUUGCUCGCGCGCCGUGGGGCGCUGGAGGUACAAAAUGA
Molecule: messenger RNA, 1242 nt
Organism: Saprolegnia diclina VS20
Lineage: Eukaryota; Oomycota; Saprolegniomycetes; Saprolegniales; Saprolegniaceae
Product: beta-lactamase
Exons: 3
Coding region: 1-1242 (413 amino acids)
Biological process (GO): antibiotic catabolic process
Cellular component (GO): outer membrane-bounded periplasmic space
Molecular function (GO): beta-lactamase activity
Source: RefSeq, a predicted model, not a curated record